Messenger RNA from Ambispora leptoticha, 178 nucleotides. NCBI's taxonomy places the organism in Eukaryota, Fungi, Glomeromycota, Glomeromycetes, Archaeosporales, Ambisporaceae. The record is from the annotation of a GenBank genome assembly.
AGAAAUGGGUACCAUUGAGUACAAGUGUGGAAAUGGACGUAAAACCAAGAUUAUACAAACCGUAUCUCGCGUUAUCAGGCAGAAUAUCCGACGCAAUAACUAUGGAAUUAUAUGAAAAAAAGGGAUAUAAAAGCUCUGUGCCUUUAGUAAUGCCGAUGCUCACAGAACGGCAUAUUGA